CCCGCGGGAUAAUAAACGUACCCGUUUUGCAACUCUCGAAAUCUCGGAGCUUAGAAGCGAGAGUUGAGAGGAAGUGCUUAUCGUCUGCUGUGAUUUUCUCCAUGCUGGAUUAGUGUCUGAACUUUUCGCAUUUUCGAUUCCUACUUGCGAACUUACUACAGACACUCCAAUAGCAACCAUGGUGUACUACUACCACCCUCACACCGGUAGAUUUGAACAGAGCACAAGGUCCUCAGUCCGCGCUUCGACGGUGGGGCCAGUGUCACGAUCGUACGCUGACGAUUAUCUGUACGUCCCACGUACGACCUACCACCAUCACCCGUACGAUACAACUGGCAAUGAGUAUUCAACCCACUCCGAGAUCAAUCGAGAGCUCAUCCUCUCCACCGCUGCCAUGGACGACAAUUAUGACAUCACAGCGCGAUCACGUGCACGUGAUAGGGACGUAAUAGCCGCAGCGAACAGGGCUGUUACUCCCAGUGGAAUCGUAUCAGCACACGUCCCCUACUCACGAGAUACCAGCCAAGGAGCCAGCAGACGCUCAGCCCUCCGGACCUCCCGGAAAGCCCCUCGCUCGCAGAGUGUCCCUGCCCCGCUCACAUCUCCCUCGACCACAUCCGCAAAUCUCAUACCAUACGGACUUACAGCAUCGCCUCCACCGAAACCUUCACCUUACUUAAAUUACGCUAAAUCAUUACAGACAAACCGAGAACUACGUAACCACACAUACGAACCAUUGUAUUCAUCUAGAGUUAGAACCACUAUUUUACCCCUUAGAGCUUUGUCACCAUAUAGAUCAGAAUCACCUUACAGAUCAGAUUCGCCUAUUGAGUCGGAUUCCGUGUAUAGGUCAUCACCAUCACGCUUUGAAUCAAAAUCGCGACUUAGUAAGCGCCGCAAACCACCAAGGGUGUUAGCAUCAAAGAAAAGGGUAGGAAAUUAUUACAACAGAUUGUUGUCAAAGAGAGCUUCUAGCGGCAAAGAGGGUAAAUACUGGCCGUACAUUGAUGUGGAAGACAUAGAUACGGAAAGCAUUGGUGACCUUGUAGAUGACGAUGGUAACACGGGCCAAGUGUCCGAGUAUAACUACGCUUCCCCCGUCCACACACCCUACAGUUACGUCAUUGAAGGUGAGGACGGACGGACGCGGACGUACACAUACGAACCUCUCCCCCUUUCGGACUAUGACAUUGACAUUCCAGACGAAUACGUGCCUUUCAAACCAAAACCCCGGGAAGUGUCCCCAGAAACCGACUAUUCACAAAUGUCUGUGGUGCCGUAUCUUCCCAAACGGGACCCUGCCAAAAAUACUUCCCAGGAUUUUAUAAAUUUUAAUGCGGUCGUGACUCAGUCCGCCUUGAGGGCAAGAAAGGCUUUAGAGAAUGUAAAUUGGGACAAGUAUGACAGUGCCGGUCUGGUCCUUAGUGUUGAAGGCGAAUAUAUUCCUCCCGAACAAAAUGCGGCAUUAGGUUUCCGUUACGUGAGCCGUCCAAUCAUGUUGAAAGUCCCGGCGGCACAACGCGUUAGAGCAUCCGACUCUGACAAUGCUUUCACAAAGUACAUGACUGAUUUACGAAAGUUCAGGGACGAGGUCAGAAACCGGUUGGAAGAAGGUUAUAGCACACUUAACAGGCAUUCCGCCGUGAAAUACGAGGUGCCCCAAAUGUCAUCCUCAUAUACACCCUCAUACACAUCUACAUAUAGACGACCAUAUUUGUCGUCCUCGAGACAAGUUGAUGCAACUAAGGACGUCAGUCCCUUUGAACACAGACUUGAACUGUACCCACUGUCGAGUACCAGAUCAAGUUCACACUCACGAACGAGGGACGCAGACACGAGCGUUCUGAAAUUGUAUGACGCAAAACACGACAAAGACUCAAAGUUGGGCACUCUGGCGAGGGUUGAAAUUAAGGCAGCUCUUCUAGCCAGCAAGGUCGAGUCGCUCAUGCCAGAGCGAAAACGCCGCCCGAAAUCCGUCUACGCCCAAGCUAGACUGCGAGCUCUCGAACGUGAGAGGAGGGGGAGCGGAGAGAAGGAAGUUGUUGCAGGAUUUAUUGAGGACACGUCCAACUUGCACGCCCAUCGACCCGUUCGAGGUUCAACGUAUUAUAAGGCCCACUGGGAUGCUGACGGCAACGUCAAAAAACCAAACAUAAUGUCCAUGGAGAGAAGGCUUGAUGCCCUUAUUUCACCUGACGACCUGCUCAUUCUUCCGCGUUCUCUGGGAGGUGUGAAGGCGCAAUUGCGUGACGUUAAAGACAGAAUGGACCGCCACCGUCAACUCAUGGAUAGAUACCUCGUCACCGACAAAGGUCUUUCCUCCGAUGAUAUGAAGGUUCUUAUGAGCAUCAAGGCGGCCCUAGCCGCACGACAGAGCGAGCCUGCUUCGCAAAAUGAAGCCAAGCAAUCAUCGACGACGGUCAAGAAAUCGAGGCAAUAGUUACCGAAACGCGCAAUUGGGGCAUUAAAUGUUGACAUCGCAAAUGCUAAAUCUGUGUUUGUGUGCGUAUGUGUGGUUAUGCUGAACACUUUUGUUAAAAUACUGGGACGGUGGAUUUAAUGUCGUAGAAGCCUUAAUAAUCUAUUUUAACAUUGUGUAGGGUGUAUGUUUAGUUUAAUGUCACUUACUUGUAAAUUACGAUCAAGAUUAUCAUAUUGAUCACAAAUAAAGGCACUACGACGAUUUCGUGAUAUGUAUUUUAAGACUUGUGUAGUUAUAAAGAUAAUGAUGACGUAUUUUGUAAAUAAUUGAACAGUUCUUAUAACGUCUUAAUAUAAAUUAAUCAGUGUUUUGUUUCUAUUUAUUAUAAUGAUUCCCUUAUAAUGACUUGUGUUGUACAUAUUUUGAAUCAGAUAAUGUGUUAAGACUUACCUUUGAAUACUUUUGAUUUGUAGGAUUUCCACACUUCUUUAUUACAUAUUUCUGACUUAAGCGCAAUAAAUAUUUAUUAACAUUUAUAAACAUGUAGCCGCAUUUCGUUUUUCCUGCCAAAUGUAUUACAACGUAUAAAUUUUUCAGUUAUAUCAUCAUUUAACUUUCGAAUUGUUUAUUUUCUAUAUCAAAAAUACUGAUUUUAUUGUUAGCUUCGUCCAGCGGUUUGUUGCUAGUUGUGGUUUCGUGUCGAUUUAUACAAACUCAAUAAAAUACGAAAUCACCGAAA
Dreissena polymorpha is the source of this 3161-nucleotide messenger RNA. RefSeq lists its product as uncharacterized. Bases 179 to 2440 code for a protein of 753 amino acids. Lineage: Eukaryota; Metazoa; Mollusca; Bivalvia; Myida; Dreissenidae. The record is from RefSeq and is a predicted model, not a curated record. The transcript has 11 exons.